Messenger RNA from Paramuricea clavata, 7392 nucleotides. NCBI's taxonomy places the organism in Eukaryota, Metazoa, Cnidaria, Anthozoa, Malacalcyonacea, Plexauridae. The record is from the annotation of a GenBank genome assembly.
AUGUCGAGAAGAAGUGAAAGAAGCGAAGUUAACGAAGUGCGAGCAUUUUUGAUGCAGGCAGCCGAUAGACUUUUGUCGUUGGAAACGACUUCAACACCUGGUAAGUCAAUAUAAUACAAUCUGUUUGAAAACCCUGUAUUGAUGUAUUCGACUAUUUAGUAAAGUUGUUUAUUCGUCAAGGGAGAGUCUUGUACUCUAAUGGUUAAUAUGAAAUUAAAUAUCCAUGUAUCAGGUUGAUCUUGAAAUGGACAAUAUAUACAGAUGGGUGCUCAUAGGCAGGGUUAUACAUAUAAAGUGAAGUACAAAUAAUUUUAAAAUGUGUUUAUAUAUUUCCCUAUUGAAACAAAGUUUACGUCACGUGUGACAGUUGAUAAUAUUUUUUGGUUUUCAUGUGAAACGGCUUUGAGGAUGAUGCUUUUCAAAUGGAAAAAAGUGUGCACAUCCUAUACUGCAGUCUAUAUCUAAUCAUAUUCUUUAAAGCAAUUUUAUGAUUUUUUUUUUUAAAUAAAAGACCUUUCCAUUAGACCUAUGGCACAGAAUAAAGACACGCAGAAGGUCGACUCCCGUAACCGCUUCCAUUGGCCUGGCCAGUGCACUUAUAAGAGGCAUUACCCCCCUGGAUGUCCGCCAUUUUGAAUAUUUUCAGGGUGGUAAAUGCCUCUCAAAUGCGCACUCUGCCCAUGGAAUCAGCAUUUUGAUGACGAAUUACAGUUACGCGAAAAUCAUAUGAAAAUCAUAGGGAAAACCAGGAAGUUGACCUUAUGUGUGUCUAAUAUUCUGUGCCUAUGGUAAACCUUGUUACUUAUUGUAAAGUAUAAAACUUUAUAUUACAUUAUACCUCAGGGGCCUUUUAUGGCAGGGUAUAAAGUGCUUUUUAUCAGGGAACUUACUGGGGGUGCAUACCUGAACCAAAUAAUGACUUGGCAGGGCAUUUUCCAAACAAAAAAGAAAAUAUUGGGGCCAAUUUAAGACUCAGACUUGGGACUUGUAUUUAAAAAAAAUCUAACUAUAACCAUACUGUGGGUCCUCAUUGAUGAUGAUAGCUGGAUUGAUAAACAAUUACAGGUACAUCCUGUUUGAUGACCAUAUAACGAAAAAGCACACCCUGUCGUGUCAAUUAGUUGUAUCUAUCCCAGCUCUUUUUUUAUAAUUUAUUCUGCUUGUGGGCAAUAUAAUAAUAACACAUCCUUUAACUCAACUGAAUGUCUUUAGCAAUACAUUAUCAUGGGUAUUUUAACUAAUUUUUGUCUGUAAUUAACUUUAUAAAAAAUAUUUAUAAUCUGUUUUAUAUGUAAAUGAUUUACAGUAAGUAAUUUUUAUUUAGCUAAUCAAUCUACAAGUGGUAACACUAUACCAAGUAAUCAAUCCCAAAAUGCUGUUAUUGGCCAAUCAUCAUGCCAGUCACCUAGAGCACCUAUGCAACCAGGCCAACGUGCUGUUACUCAAAGUGUUCCGUCAGUUUCUGCUCUUGUAGAACAGAGAAGGCUUUUUAAUUUUGGUAGAAGAUCACAAUCACCAAAUACAGCUGCCAAGCCAAGUAAAAAGAAAAAACUACCCACCUGCACCCUCAAAUUUAUGUGCCUUGCAUCAAAAGAUGGCCAGCGCCCACCAACUUCAGUCAGGGAACGAACAGAAUUAGCAAAUGCUGGAUUAGGAGACAAGAGUAUUACAUUCACACAAAAUGGCGAGUCUGUUUACAGGUUACUAUUGGAAAAAUUCCCAAAGCUGGAAAAUGCUGGAGGGUUUGAUUUAUCACUGUUUCAAAGAAGUGUAGGUGAUGAUUGCGGUUUUCACACCAUAAGCCCACCACAUACUCCUACUAGACUUAAAGACAUUUGUGGCCAAGCAAAAAUCUACAUUAGACCUCUUCAACAAGAUAUUGAUCUUGAAGUGAGAAAUGUGGAAAUAGAUCAUUCCGCUGAGGUAUAUUAUAUUUUUAUAUAUAUUUAAAAAACUCAUUAAUAAUUCAUAUAUAUAUAUAUAUAUAUAUUCUAUUUGGAGGAUGUAACUCUGUUGGAGAAGGUUCACACAAAUCCCUGCAAACUGGUGAACCAUUAAUUCCAUAGGCAGAGAAACUUCUGGCCAUCCCAAUAUCCCGGCUUGGUUUACCCAUUAAGCUCCACUGAGCUUCCCCAUUGACAAGUAAAAUCGUCUGGCGUUUGGCAAGAAAAGAAAAUAACUAGGGUGUACUGGGGCGCAUUGCCAGUUAAUGGGUUAAUAUAAAUGAUGCCAAGAAUUACUCUCUCCAACAGCACCCUUCACCAUGACUGGAGAAGGGAUUUGAGGCAUCAGUGACCCCCUUCAAAUGCGUUUCCCAACCCCCACACAGACGCAAAGAGGGAGGGGGUUUUAUGGUUUUGCAAACAUGGGAGCCAACAUGAGCUGGCCUCUAAUGAACCACAAUGGCGGCCUGUGAAGCAUGGUCAAAGAAUUCGAAGCUAUAGCUGUUUGAUUUGGCUUAACCAUGGGCCGUUUUGGGACACCAACACAGUCAAACAAUGUAGGUGUUGCACGAAGGCCAAUGAAAAAUUUGGUUUAGUUGCAAAACUUGUCGUGGGAAACCGGCACUAUUUAAUUGUGACAACCAAACUGCUGUUGAAGACGACCCAAUGUUGACAUGCUGGCUGUUGCCGCUACCUAAGGAAUUACCACUAGAAGGGAUGCCAAAAAGACGUAUGCACAUUGGACCUGUUGACGGAUGAUCUUAAUAUGAAACAUGCAAGACUAUAUUAUUUGUUAAACUCGGCCUAAAUUUGAAGACUUCUUUAUCGUAUGGAGGCAGAAAAAAAGUGGACUAUUAGCCUAAAUUGUGGUCUAUUGCCAAUAUAGGAGCCAGCCAAUACACUUUUUAAAGGUUAAAGAUGCAUUAAUGAAAACAGUAGUGCCAGGGGUGCAAACAAAAUGGAAUUCCCUAUGGAUAUCAGCCACCCCCCACACUUGUGAUUGAUAUCAAUGAAUUUAAUUGCAUAAAUUUAUUUACAUUAGUAUUGUUGAUAGAUGUGUUAUCAAGGAUGUUAUUCAAUAAGAACCAGUUAUAAUUAAUGUUUUCUGCUAUAGGGCCGAAGUGAUAUUCCUCUUCUUGAAUGCUUUACAUGUGGAGUUUUUGUAAGAAUGAAUCAAAUGGGGGCACAUCAGCUACUGCAUUCCAGUAGUAGUAAUACAGCAGAGGAAGUCAGUGGAAACAAAGUAUGUCAACAUAUUGUAAAUUAUAAACUGUAUUCACAGUUAGCACUUGCUGACUACAAACUGUAAACAGUUGUCUAGAAAACUAAGACCUAAUGUAAGACCUAAGACCUCAAAAACUAUAUAAUGUCUGCUACGCGUCGUAUUUAAUAUGUGAUAAAACACUCCUACGCGUGCUUUAAAUAGUACAUAUAUCCUAUUUUUAUAAUUACAGAGGCAGAUAACUUUGAGGGGGGUAAUGGGGUAUUUUCGUGCUGCGUAUUGGGGUAAUUUAAUUAUUCGUUCUUCGUUCAGUCAUCUUUUUAUUAAACGUUUUUCGAUCCCGACAUGGAUGCCGUGUGUCGUGCUUGCGGUGUAUUCAAUAUCCGUUCUCCGUUUUCAGCUGUAUUUAAAGACGGGGCUAAAAAUUGCAGAAUACCCGUCCACUUUUGAAGGUAUCCCUUGUUAUCAUGAUACGAUGAUACGAAGUGAGAAUGAUUACGUAAUAACUAUAUGACCGCGCUAUUAUAAAAGCCUGGGUAACCUAUAUUAUUGCGUGAUACGAUGAUAUGAAGUGAAAUAGCACGUAUACAGUAUAUGUGUGUGCCUCGUUCUUUGAAAGACAUGUAUAUCUCUUUGUCUCGUUCUUUGAAAACCUUACCCGUAGGCCAUAUCUAAUUAUUUACAAAUAUAUUUUUGGUUGUCACCCAAUAAUAUAUAUCUUACCCUUGCUUUUAUAAUAGAGCGGUUAUAUAUAUACCUAUUACGUAAGCAUUUUCACUGCGUAUCACUGUAUCAGCCAAAAAUAUAGCUUACCCAGACUUUUAUAAUAGCGCAGUUAUAUAGUUAUUACGUAAUCAUUUUCACUUCGUAUCAUCGUAUCAGCCAAAAAUAUAGCUUACCCAGACUUUUAUAAUAGCGCAAAUAUAUAGUUAUUACGUAAUCAUUUCCACUUCGUAUCAUCGUAUCAUGCUAACAGGUGAGGUCUUCAAAAGUGGACGGGUAUUCUGCAAUCGCUCCUUAUAUAAAUCAUGAACAUCGACGCAAUUGUAAACAAAUAGGUGAACACACCGCCUAGUACAGACUGUUUAUAUUCACCUUUAAGACUUCUAAGUAUGAUUGUUCAUUAUUUGUUCCUUACAUUUCAUGUUCACUUUACAUAUCAGAUUCGUAAUAAAUUUAUUUUACGUGCUUCAGGACUUCCUUCUUUUAUUUUUCAUGCUUCAAGAUCGCUGCAUAUUAUUUUUCGUGCUUCAGGAUCGGUACCCCGCCAUUACCCCCCUCAACUUUGGAAGAAAUCAUUGCUGCAAGACCUAUAACUGAUUCUAGCAGGUAUUAUUAAUAAUAGUAGCAAAUUAACAGGUUGAUAAAUUGGCAAGAUUUUGUUAUGAUCCUUAUUAUUAUUUGAUCAUUGAGUGUCACUUAAUAAUAGUAUACCCAAUGUUCCACUAAUGAGUAAAAUCAACUGGCAAUAGACAGAGUCGAAUACUAAAGUGGAAAGAUUGUUUUGUUUUGUUGUACUUGUACUCUAAAUUCUACGCAUUAUGCAUGCAUAGUAAAAUAUUUAUGUGUGAAAGAAAAUAUAUUUUGAAAAUAUUAAUUUUUAAACUUUUAAAUAUGUCAUAUUCAUUGUAGCCCAUCAACCAGUACUGCAGUGAUUCAGCCAACUGAAAUUUCGCAGAACGUUGUUUUGUUACAAGAUUUGUGCCCUGGUGCCACUCAUGCAGAAAUCCAUGAUGCUUUGUCAACAUCUUUUGGUGAUGUUAACGAAGCUGCUGAACAUCUAUUAUCAGGUUAUACUGUUUACUUGUCUUCAAACUAAAAUAUCAUUUGAUUCAUUUUAAAAAUAUGUACAGUAUGAAGAAAAUAUUCACAUUUGGGUGACUAUUAUUAACCCAUAACUUUCGCAAGUGAACCAGAAAACCUUUUAAAUGUAACAGCUGUUAUACCUAGCUGCCAGACUGCAAGAUUGGUAUGAAGUAAUUUGAUUAACCCAUUAACUGGCAAUGCACCCUACUUUAUUAUUUACUCUGCCUAACGCCAGACGAUUCUACUCGUCAGUGGUAGAGUACUGCCAGUAAAUGUCAUUUAUUUAUAUUUAUUGACAGAGGAUACAUCUGCCUCUGUUGGUUCAAACAAAGAUUCAAGUGGUGAUGAUCUACAAUUAUUAAGACCUGUAUUUGACAAUAUGGAACAUACUCCAACCUCACCAAGAGAUGCUUUAAAGCAGUUCGUCCAAAAAAACAUAGAUGAGGAGAGUCCAACACAGCGUUUGUGUGUUAGCAGAAUGGACGGAGUUUCUGAAAUGAGGAGAGAUAUACUUGGCAUUUAUAAAAAUCCUAAAACUAAGCUGAAAGUAAUACCUAAAGUUCGUUUUGAAGAUGAAGGCGCUGUUGGUUCUGGGCCUGUCAGAGAGUUCCUUUCCAAUGCUAUGAAAAUUAUAGAAGAAGGGAUACCAUCUUCCACAUCCAAACCUCUUGUCUUUUUAGAAGGUGAGAAAGACCACUUACUUCCUGUGCAUGACCAAACACUCCGCCUCACUGGUGCAUUCAAAGCUCUUGGGAGAAUUAUCGGCCACUCAGUCUUGCAUGGAGAUCCUGGUUUAUGUGGAUUGUCACCAGCGGCAAAGCAUUACAUCACAUCCAGCAAAGAAGAAAACAUCGAAGAUGAAUUGCAUAUUACACUAUUAGAUGUUCCUGAUGUGGAUCUAAGGACCCUUAUAACAGAGGUACCGUAUUCUAGCCACAAAAAGAAAAGAAAUGCGCCUCACUUGGCACUAUACUACCCACUCUAUCAACUUCCCGACGAAGGGCCUUCGCUCAAAACGUCAAUGUUUUGCUUGUGUGUAUAUAUAUAUUUAGUAUAAUUACAUAGGUGAUUAUUGAAAAUUCUCCACGCUGAUUGGUUGCUGUUGAGGUGAUUAUUACGCGAUAAUCACCUAAGCGAUUUUCAAAAUGGCGGCCGAAGCCGUUUUGUCAAUUAAAUGACAAAGAAAUGUGUAUUUUCUUAUUUUUUCCAAAUAAUCACCUAUGAAAUUAUACUAAAACAAUUAUUCACCUCAGGCUCGGUGAUUAUAGUGAAUAAAAACCUCGACUUCGUCUCGGUUUUUAUUCACCGAUAAUCACCUCGCCUUCGGCGAAUAAUUGUUAAAUAUAUUGUGUUUAUAUGGAAGCUGCUUCCCUUAUAUUUCUUACAAAUCUUCCACAAUGAGGAAUUUACCUUUGCAAAAUUCAUACUGUUCUCACAAAAACUUUGACAUCUUAUAUGCCAAUAUACUGUGCAUGGGAUUAUACGGUCAUUUAUAUAGAUUUAUUACAUCCAUCUACAAUACUAAAGGCUAGUACAAUGCUUACAGUAUAUGCCUAUUACAGCAAUACAUCAUUCUCGAAACACUUUUCUUAUUCAGCUGGAACAAUUACCAAAUAACAAUAAUCCUCCAACAGAGUUAAGAUGUGAACUUGAACCAUACAUGUACGAAGCUGGCCUGGACCCUGAUAACCUUGCCAAGCAGCCAAAAGUGAUUGUUCAUGGAUUGAUGGUUUAUCAAGUAUUGGAUAAAAGGCAUUUAGAACUUGAUGACUUAGCAACUGGUAACCAUUUGCUUAUUCAAACACAGAUGAGCCUGGUGUUCUGAUUUUAUUUUAUUUUCGUUAACAUUUAUUCUAUUAUAUUUUUUUAAUUAUUGGACUUUUUCCCUAAACUCUAGGUAUGGACGUUGUAUCACUGACUACUUUCCUAAAACAGAACCAUAUAUUGACAGCCGUCGUAUUUCCUUUGGAGGCUGCGAGAUAUGUUCCAGCUUCUGACGUCAUACCUCAAGUCAACUUUGAAGGGAGAGAUUCAAACGAAAACACAAACAGAACUGCUGACUUCUUUCUUAAGUAUAUAAAUGAAAUGGACCAAAGGACAGCUGGUAAGCAAACACCUUGAUAGGAAAUUAAUUGUUAAUUUCGUACACCUUGCAUUCCAGACUUAACAGUAAGGUGAAUUGUUUUAGAUUGUGGACAAAUGGUUGAUCUCCUCUCAUUCUGGACUGGAUGCAGCACAAUCCGUCAAGAACAAGAUAGUCUUUCUGUUACAUUUGAUGGUGGGGUGAAUGUGUUACCUUUGACGUUGGAGACCUGUUUCAAAAAGAUAAUACUGCCUGAAAAGCACACCGUGUAUGAAGAUUUCAAGAAAAACAUGGACAUAGCAUUACUUUAUGGUUGCAAUGGUUUCACUUUCACUUGA